UUUUUCUAAAUAUCCAUCCACGUGCCCGCUAUUUUGCCUCCCCGCCCGAUCAGCGGGGAAUGGAGCGUUUUAGAAAUUACCUGCCGUGACCCCUCACCCACCAGCUGAUGGAGGAUCACCACAAAAAGAUGCAAAGCGAUAGUUGUGACCCAGACAGGCCCACUCAUCCCGGGACUUUCCCAACCUGUGAGGCCGGGAGGAGCGACCACCAGCCGGCGGAAAGCAGCGUCGACUUCCCGGUGUCAGUCGUUCUCCCUGCCGGAGGCACCGGGGAAAGAACCGGUCUACAGACACCGAAACAGUUCUGCCUGUUUAUGGGUCGGCCGCUCAUAAGCUACACCAUACAGGCUUUCGAGAGGGUGUCAUGGAUCCAGAGCAUUGUGGUCGUUGUUGCCAGAGAACACAUGGACCUCAUGACGGACAUCGUCCAGCAGUUCCAGCACACGAAGGUUCGAGUGGUGCCAGGCGGCUCGACUCGCCACAGGUCGAUAUAUAACGGAGUCCUGGCUCUGGGGGAGGAGGGGAGGCCGGUGGCGGACAAACCGAAGGUGGUCCUCAUCCACGAUGCUGUGCGGCCUUUUGUGGAGGAGGAUUUUCUGUACAAGAUAGCCAUGGCUGCCAAGGAACAAGGAGUCAGUAUGAUAACAGCUAGUAUAUCUCACAUAAUAUAAAAAUGUAUAUAUGUUUGUGUUUUUGUCUGUUGACACCUUUUUAAAGACAACAACUUGGAAUUAUGGAAACUGGAAUUUAUAUGUUUUC
Notothenia coriiceps (black rockcod) is the source of this 759-nucleotide messenger RNA. RefSeq names its product isoprenoid synthase domain-containing protein-like. Gene Ontology annotation, biological process: protein O-linked glycosylation via mannose; isoprenoid biosynthetic process. Gene Ontology annotation, cellular component: cytosol. NCBI's taxonomy places the organism in Eukaryota, Metazoa, Chordata, Actinopteri, Perciformes, Nototheniidae. Gene Ontology annotation, molecular function: D-ribitol-5-phosphate cytidylyltransferase activity. Bases 108 to 671 code for a protein of 187 amino acids. The record is from RefSeq and is a predicted model, not a curated record. The transcript has 2 exons.